GUAAAUAUCACAAUCCCGUGGACGCCGUCCUUCAAGAACAGUCGACGGACUGCCAAGGACCUUCUAGCCAUUUCGAUCAACCUCAAUUCUUCAGGUAUAAGUCCCUCCUCUGAUCUCGGAUGAAGACUCCAAAUUCGUUUUUGAUUCGCAUCAACCCAACAAUAACUACCACAUUCAAUCUGGCUUCAAGAAGGUCACUCCUACAACAAGCGAGUCCCAUCUUGAACAAAAUCCUCAACAAACAAACCACGAUAAAACAAACUCAACACCACUUUUACACCACAAAAGCUACAAUGACCACUCCCAGAACCAUCAAUUUUUCUUUUGAAGCUCGCGAACAGUCUGAAGGUGCGGGCGCCAAAGUGCGUCGCAGCAUCGGCACACCUCGCCUGCGACAUCUGACUCCAUUUCUCAUGCUCGACCAUUUUAAUGUUCCCCCAGGAGCUGGAUUUCCCGACCAUCCUCACCGAGGUCAAGAAACCAUUACUUAUCUCCUGAAAGGCGCGGUUGACCAUGAAGACUUCGCUGGCAACAAGGGCACCAUCGGCUCCGGCGACCUACAAUUCAUGACCGCCGGUCGCGGCAUCAUGCACGCUGAGAUGCCAGCUCAAAACUACGAAACCAACAUUGGCAUGCAAUUAUGGGUUGAUUUACCCGAGAAUCUCAAAUCAGUCGAACCACGAUAUCGCGAUUUGAGAGCGGCGGAAAUCCCCAUCGCCAAGACUGAAGACGGAAAAGUCGUCGUCAAGGUCAUCUCAGGAAAUUCUCUCGGGAUUGAAUCCGUCAAGGACCUCGCUUAUACACCAGUCUGGCUUCUCGACAUCUACAUUCAACCUGGCGGAAGUCUCAAACAGGAACUCCCCAAGGGUUGGAAUGCUUUUGCAUAUACUCUCGAAGGAGCAACUACUGUCUCAGACGGCACCAACGAAACCACCAUCACUCCAUACCAUAACGUCGUCUUCAACAAAGAAGGUGACUACGUCGCAGUCUCAGUUGAAGAAGGAGCUAACGAUCCCGCCCAUUUAAUCCUCGUGGCAGGUCAGCCUUUGGACCAGAAUAUCGUCCAAUAUGGUCCCUUUGUCACCACCACCAAAGAAGCUGUCUACCAAGCAAUGGUUGAUUUCCAAACAGCUAGCAAUGGCUUCGAACGAGCCGCUAAUUGGGAAAGUGAAAUCGGAAAGACCAUGGGUCGAGUCUGAUCAUGAAUUGACGGCUCAAAACCCCAUAACAUCACGCCCACCACUGUGUGUGCCCUUGAAUGACAUUUUUUGGCCAUCAGGUUCGGCAGCACGGCGCUUUGUCAUGUAUAGCAGCAGUAUAGAAACAUAGCUUAGGAGUUUUGGGACCUAAGGCUAUAGGCAUAUAUAUAUAUAUAUCAUGUAUCCUCGUUGCGAGUCAGAAUUGGCUCAUGAUGAUCAAAUCAAUAAUACUUCCGAACCCGAAUAAA
Messenger RNA from Exophiala mesophila, 1447 nucleotides. RefSeq lists its product as uncharacterized. The record is from RefSeq and is a predicted model, not a curated record. Bases 120 to 1199 code for a protein of 359 amino acids. NCBI's taxonomy places the organism in Eukaryota, Fungi, Ascomycota, Eurotiomycetes, Chaetothyriales, Herpotrichiellaceae. The transcript has a single exon.